This is a messenger RNA of Podarcis raffonei (Aeolian wall lizard), 3056 nucleotides long. It is a transcript of the gene RIN1, whose product is annotated as Ras and Rab interactor 1. The coding region runs from base 638 to 2650 and encodes 670 amino acids. The record is from RefSeq and is a predicted model, not a curated record. NCBI's taxonomy places the organism in Eukaryota, Metazoa, Chordata, Lepidosauria, Squamata, Lacertidae. The transcript has 17 exons.
CUGGAGCAACCUUUGCCAAUCUGGGACUCUCCAGAUGUUUCUGGCUGCAUAUCCCAUCACCGUGGGAGCCCUAGGUUGGUAAAAGCUAUUACAGAGGGGUUUGAAACAUGGAAGGCUUUCUGCACUUGCUCAGAGACCCCCCCCCUUUUUUUGUGCUUUCUUCCCUUUUUCUAUUUCCAAUCAAACUGACCCAGAUAGCUCAGUUGGUAAGAGCAUGAGACUCUUAACUUCAGGGGUGUGAGUUCGAGCCUCACAUUGGGCAAAAAGAUUCCUGCAUGGCAGGGGGUUGGACUAGAUGACCCCAGGGGUCCCUUCCAACUUCUAACCAUUUUAUGAUUCUGUGAAAUCUGCUGCUGCUGCUCCUUGGCAUUUUGCAAAGCCAGCCGCCUCUUCCGUGGUAGGAGCCCUGCGGUGAGCUCAGCCUUCUCAAGAUUUCAGCCCAUGAAGUAAGAGUUUGUUGUUGAGAGCCAGGUGCCCACCCUCCUUCCCGGUGCCGCUUGCCCAAGCCUCGCCCCGGAGCUGGAUCUCAGCCAAGACGUCUUCAGGCAGCUGAGAUGAGCGCAGCCGAGAGAGAAACCGAGUGCAAUAGGGGAGGCAAAGGAGCACGCCGUGGAGUUGCCGGAGAGAGGAGAGGGAUAUGAUGUGGCGCACAGCACUUUCUCCCUCCCCGUUUUUUAUCCUACAACAACGCUGUGAGGUAGACUUAAGGAUGACUCGGAACCCGAUCUACGACUACCCCGAGCCUUAUGCCAACCCACGUCACGGGACGGUGGCCUCCCCCCGGAGCAUCAGCCUCGUGGGACGACUGCGCCUCACUCAGCCAGUUUGGCUCCAGCUGGGGAUCAACUCGGCCGCUGCACUUCACAUCCUUCAGCGUGAACCUCCCGGGACAUUUUUAGUGCGGAGAUCAAAUACGCGACAAUGUCAAGUCCUGUGUUUACGCCUCCCCGACAAUUCAUCGCCGGCUUUUGUGACGACCCAUUGCUUAUGCCAGGAGCGUGCAGUCAUCUUCCUAGAGGGCUCGGAUUUGACCUUCCCCAGCCUCCUGCACCUCAUUGCUUCCUACUGCAUAACCCCGGACAUCCUCCCUCUCUCUCUGCGCCUUCCUCUGCUCAUCUGGGAGGCCUCAUCCUGCCAGCAGCUGGAGGCCAUCGCUCACUUGGGGCUUGCAGCAGAAACUUCGCCUCGUCUGAGGAUGCAGAAGUUCUGGGAAGAACAUUCGCAAAACUCCUCAGUGCAGGAAAUGAUGCUGGAUUCGGGGGCCCAGCAACUCACACAGGAAGACACCCCAGAGAUCAUUGCCCUCUUGCCUUGCCUGAAAGGACAGGACGUGUUGGAACUGGGAGCAGGCAUAGGCCGGUUCACAGCAGCUCUUGCGAAGCUGGCGCACCAUGUCACAGCUGUGGAUUUCAUGGAGAGCUUCGUGGCGCACAACCGGCAAGAGAACGGACACCAGCCAAACGUGGAUUUCCUACAGGCCGACGUUACCAGCCUACAGUUGCCAAGCCAGAGCUUCGACCUCAUAUUCUCCAACUGGCUUUUCAUGUACCUGUCGGAUACCGAAGUGAGUGACGUGGCCCAGAAGAUGCUUCUCUGGCUGCGUCCAGGAGGGCAACUUUUCUUCCGGGAAUCCUGCUUCUACCAGUCUGGAGACCAGCCAAGGGCCUUCAACCCCACUCUUUAUCGAACACCUGCAGAAUACAAUCACCUCUUCACUUCAGCCCAUCAGACGUGUGGGGACGAGCUCCACGGAUUUGAGAUAGUCAUGUCCCGAUCGGUGCAAACUUACAUCAAGAGGAAGCAAAACCGCAACCAGGUGUGCUGGCUUCUCCAGAAAGUCCCCCGAAACCCCGAGGCCACCUGGGGAUACGACACCUUCCAGAAGUUUCUAGACAGCGAGCAGUAUGCCACCCGCAACAUCCGUCGCUACGAGUGGGUCUUUGGGCCUGGGUUUGUCAGCACCGGAGGCCUCACAACCACCAAGGAGCUGGUAUGUAUGCUGGAUUUGAAACAGGGCCAACGAGUGCUGGAUGUUGGCUGCGGACUCGGCGGGAGUGACUUCUACAUGGCUAAGGAGUUUGGCGUGGAAGUCCUGGGCAUGGAUCUUUCCCACAACAUGGUGGAGUUGGCUUUGGAACGAGCGCAAAAGGAGACUGGAUCCUUGGUGCAGUUUGAAAUUGGCAAUGCCACGCGAAGGACGUUCCCAAAGAACACCUUUGAUGUCAUCUACAGCCGGGACACUGUCCUGCAUGUGCCAGGCAAGAGUGCUCUCUUUGCAAAGUUCUUGUCGUGGCUGAAGCCAGGCGGGCAGCUUCUCAUCUCUGAUUAUUGCUGUGGGCCUCGCCCCUGGUCGAAAGCUUUCACGGAGUACGUCAGACGGAGGGGCUACAGCCUUCUCACGCCCUGGGAAUAUGGCCAGGUGCUGCAGGAGGCUGGAUUCAGGCAGGUCCAGGCGUUGGACUAUACAGAGCGGAUGCUGUCAGCCUUGACUCAAGAGCUGCAAGAGCUGGAAAGAAGUCGGCAGCAAUUUGUCCAGGAAUUCUCAGAGAGCGAGUUUGAGUCCUUGGCCUCUGGAUGGAGGGAGAAGCUGCAGCGCUGUGCGGAUGGGGACCAGCGCUGGGGGGUCUUCUAUGCUCUGAAGCCGCAGUAGCUGCUGCCCCACCCCAAACAGCCUGGGGCGGUGAACUCCUGUCCAGCUCCAGGAGCUUUUUGGCCCAGCAAGCUUUUCAUAGCAUUUGCUUGUGUUUUCUUCCUACUGCUGCUUGGUCAGCUUUCAAGUCUGGAUCCACUGCAAGAGUUUGUAGGAAACUUCACCUUCCAAUCUGGAUUUUUGCUGGCCUUUCAGUCAGAUUACUUGGCUUUGCACUAUUCCAGGUCUGGCUGCAAGUGUGGAAGGAUUUCUUUCUCUCUCUCUCUCUCUCUCUCUCUCUCUCUCUCUCUCUCCUUCUUCCCUCCUUCUUUCCUUUCUUUCCCUCUUACUGGAAUGAUCCCCUCCUCUCCCUCCACAUCUCUGUUCCAUCUGUUUCGGUUAUUAAAAACUUACUACAUUUUCUUUA